AUGGGUUGGUCUUGGGCACUUUUCGUAUGUCAAACCUUGCACGAAAGACUGGUUUUGCGCUCCGGCCUCAAGGACUCUGCUUGCCUUCGCGACCGCAGGCCCACGCCGGAUGCCGAGGUUCUCCACACUGAGUACGUCGAUAAUUUGAUUGUGCUCGGCACCGAAGCGUCUCAGGUCCAGGCGGCGUACCAGAAGGCUGUGCAGGAGCUCAAGAACGCCGGGUUGCAGGUGCACGAGGAGGAAGUCAAUGACUCAGGUGCCAUAAUCCUCGGAUGGGAGUUCUGCAGCAACGGAGUCUUUCGUCCAUCCAGGCACCGAGCGUGGAAAACUCGACUCGCAGUCCGAGGGCUUCUUCAACAAGGUCGGGUCACGGGCAAGGAGGUUGAGAAGGUACUCGGUCAUUGCUGCUUUAUCUGUCUCGGUCGACGGGAGGCUCUAUCUGUGUUCGGCGAGGUUUACCGCUUCGUGCAGGACUACCGUGGCCACCCAAAACAGGUAAGGCUCCCCUCUGCUGUACGUCAGGAGUUUCUGAAGAGGGAUGGGAUCCUGCCGCUCAUCUUCCGCGACCUCGCAUCGCAAUGGUCUGAGACAGUUCAUGCUGUUGAUGCUUCGGAAUGGGGGCUCGGAGUCGUCGUUGGUACUGUCCCCCGCGCGGAGGUUCGGCGGCUGGGCAAAUACAAUGAGCGUUGGCGCUUUCGCCUCCCAGGCGGGGCCCGGCCUCGCUCCCAGACUCUUGCUCCGGGGACCGAUGGAGCCAGGUGCUCAGUCGAGGAGGCGACCGGUGUCGAGGACGUGCUCAAUGACGAGGACCAGGCCUUUGACAGUUUUGAGCCCGUGACGUUCGAGACGGUCGACCGCACCUGGGCCGUUACUGGCAGGCACAAAUGGCGCCGUCCUCUGACGCUCCCGGUUGCUGAAGCCAGGGCCUCACUCAACGCUGUCAAGCACAUCAUUAGGACGCAAGCCAACUGGGGCGGGAAACAUUUGCUGCUCUCCGACUCAAUGACGGCUGUGUGUGCACUGUCCCGCGGGCGGGCCCAAGGGUUUCAGCUGCGCCGGGUAUGUCAGCAGAUCGGGGCAAUUGCCUUGGUCACCCGCUGCGUGUUCGCCUUGCGGCGGGAUCCUGGACGGCUUCGCAACCUUCGCAGUAUGGUUCUCUACAGAUCUCCGCUCCUUCCUCGAGCAAGCUCCUUUCAGAAGCCACCGGAGCCGAAAAAGGCGUUUCCGGCGGCAACAGUGACACCUCAAAACCCGGGCGAGCUCAAGAACCCCAGUGCACGGAAGGCAGCUCGGCGGGUGGCGCGGGCCAGAGUGAAGACUUCGUGCCCGGAGAAGACACUCCUGGAAACGGCGUCGGUGAGUGCAGCUUGCUUCCGGCGCUACCAAGUGGCGUGGAUGGCUGCGCGCCAUCUGGUGAUGUCUGUGACGGGCACGCUCAUGCCCACCGCCGAGCUCGAUGCGAACCUCGCCGGCCAUCUGGAGCACCUCUUCUUGGAGGGCGAGGACCUUUCGGCUGCCCAGUACCUCAUCGCGGCGAUAUCUUUCUUUGUGCCCGCCAUCAAGGCCAUGGGAAUGCAGGCGCUGCCACGAGUCAGACAGCGCAUUCAAGGGUGGCGCCGCCUCUGUCCGCCACAGAGUCGUCUCCCGGUCCCGUUCGAAGUGGUCGCGCUGGUGUUUCUUUGGGCGGUGGAGUCCCAGAGGAUCGCCCUGGGUUUCCACCUUCUUCUCAGCUUCAUGCUGUACCUUCGUCCAGGGGAAGCUUUGGGCCUUCGGGCGACGGCGAAGGAUGUGGUGCCACCUGCAGGCAGGCGGAAAAAGUCAUCUCCCUGGACCUUUGUACUGCACCCUCUGGAAGUGGGCCAGGCCUCAAAGACUCAGGAGUUCGACGAGACCGUCGGCCUCGACUUACCGUACCACGCAGGCGUGGGGGAAGCCAUGUACCGGGCUAUGCACAUCCAGCACCUCCACGAGGACCAGAAGGUGUUCACUCACACACUCCAGGAUUUCGCGGAGUUCACUCAGAUGGCAGCCAACGCUCUCAAUCUACAGAAACUCGGACCGUUCCACCCUUACCGACUGCGCCACGGCGGGGCUUCUCACGAUUUUCUUCACAAACUCAGAGACCUCACCGAGAUUCAACAUCGGGGACGGUGGCGCAGCAUGGCAAGUGUGAGACGCUACCAAAAAGGAGGGCGCCUCACCCAACUUAUGAACUCGCUUCCGAAGGCGGUUCAAAAGCAUGCCAUCAAAGCAUCAAGCAAGCUCCCAGAGACACUGAAGAAGCUACGCUGA
Messenger RNA from Symbiodinium sp. CCMP2592, 2292 nucleotides. NCBI's taxonomy places the organism in Eukaryota, Dinophyceae, Suessiales, Symbiodiniaceae. The record is from the annotation of a GenBank genome assembly.